GCGGUGCAAGCCCUGGGAGCGCGGUGGGGCCGGUCCGCCAUGGCUCUGUGGGCUGAGGUUGCGCGGUCCGUGCUGAACCCCCUACGCGCUGUGUGGCUCACACUGACUGCCGCCUUCCUGCUGAGCCUGCUGCUGCAGCUUGUGCCGCCUAGCUUGCUCCCCAGCUCUGCGCUCUUCCAGGACCUGAUCCGCUAUGGGAAAACCAAGUAUGGAGGGCCACAGCGCCCGGCACUGUGCCGGUUCUUUGACGUCCCCAAGAGGUACUUUUCUCACUUCUACAUCAUUUCCGUGGUGUGGAACGGCUUCCUGCUGUGGUGCCUGACGCGGUCUCUGUUCCUAGGAGCGCCUUUUCCACACUGGCUCCAUGGGCUACUCAGAAUUCUCGAGGCUGCGCAGGUCCAAGGGGAUGAGCUGGCACUGUCUGCAUUCCUAGUGCUGGUGCUUCUGUGGCUGCACAGCUGGCGAAGGCUCUUCGAGUGCCUCUAUGUCAGCGUCUUUUCCAGCAGCGUGAUUCACGUCGUGCAGUACUGUUAUGGGUUUGCCUACUAUGUCCUCGUCGGCUUAACGGUGCUCAGCCAGGUGCCCAUGGAUGGCAGGAAUGCCCAUUUGUUAGGGACGAACCUCUUGAUGCAAGCUCGGUGGUUCCAUGUCUUCGGGACAAUGAUGUUCAUCUGGUCGUCUGUCCAUCAGUACAAGUGCCAUGUCAUUCUCAGCAACCUCAGGAAAAGUAAAGCCGGAGCGGUCGUUCACUGCAACCACCGAAUCCCUUUUGGAGACUGGUUCGAGUAUGUCUCCUCCCCUCACUACCUGGCGGAGCUGAUGAUCUACAUUUCCCUGGCCGUCAUCUUUGGGCUCCACAACCUGACGUGGUGGCUGGUGGUGGCGUGUGUCUUCUUCAACCAGGCCCUGUCUGCCUUCCUCAGCCACAGGUUUUACAAAAGCAGGUUUGUCUCCUACCCGAAGCACAGGAGAGCUUACCUCCCGUUUCUGUUCUGAGAUCACCUGGGCCCUGAAGAGGGAAAGCCGGGUGACAGGCUCGUUAACUUAAGGGCAACGCAGUCUAGAGACCAGAGAGCGGUUGCUGCAGAGCUGUUUGAAACUCGUUAUUUUUACACCAAAGAGUCUCCCCUGAACGAGCAAAGCCAUACCCUUCGAGAAAACGUAACUUCAAAGAACUACGUCUGGCAGACCUGGGAGUGUCGUGUCUGCUCUCCGAGAUGCUGUGUGAAAGCAACCAGCUGCUGUAAACCAGGUGAGACUGCUCGGAGCCGCUCCAAAGCAGACUAACCAGAGUAUGCACACGGCUUCGGACAUAUCCACACACACACAGAAGCAGAGAUGAGACCCUCUGUGGCUCUGUGUCCAUGAGGGGCAAGUGAACAGUGCUUCGUAAUGAGGAAUACAGUGGGUGUCAGUAACUGCUCCCUGUCCGUACAAACAGGAUAGCUUUUUGAAAACAGCAAUGCAUAAUUUUACACCCAAGGAUGCAGAGAAUAAUGAGUUUGUUGGGGUUAAUUUAUACUUUCACAUGUCACCACAAAGGUUUCUAGUUACGAAGCCACCACUACUCACUUCCACGCGUCUACCCCUCCUAUCAUAGCCCGACAGGAAGUCGUUUAAUUCUUUUUUGACAUGCCUUAAAAAUGAAAGCAUCUGAAAUAAAGUAUUUUUAUGUUCAUGAAUCAAAAGCCUUCCCGAAUGGAACUGACUUGCACUCUGGGUCAGGUGGUGCUGCAGCCUCGUUCGUACACAGUCGUCACAUUGGACUCAUGUCUGCCUGAGUUUGUCUGAACUGGUAGAAUGAACCUGGUGCUACUUAGGAGUGAAGUAGCUUGUGUU
This is a messenger RNA of Phyllostomus hastatus (greater spear-nosed bat), 1839 nucleotides long. RefSeq names its product steroid 5 alpha-reductase 3 (gene SRD5A3). Gene Ontology annotation, biological process: dolichol-linked oligosaccharide biosynthetic process; polyprenol catabolic process. Gene Ontology annotation, molecular function: 3-oxo-5-alpha-steroid 4-dehydrogenase activity. Bases 40 to 996 code for a protein of 318 amino acids. Gene Ontology annotation, cellular component: endoplasmic reticulum. Lineage: Eukaryota; Metazoa; Chordata; Mammalia; Chiroptera; Phyllostomidae. The transcript has 5 exons. The record is from RefSeq and is a predicted model, not a curated record.